This is a messenger RNA of Dipodomys spectabilis (banner-tailed kangaroo rat), 924 nucleotides long. RefSeq names its product uricase. Lineage: Eukaryota; Metazoa; Chordata; Mammalia; Rodentia; Heteromyidae. Bases 1 to 915 code for a protein of 304 amino acids. The record is from RefSeq and is a predicted model, not a curated record. Gene Ontology annotation, molecular function: urate oxidase activity. Gene Ontology annotation, cellular component: peroxisome. The transcript has 8 exons. Gene Ontology annotation, biological process: urate catabolic process; purine nucleobase catabolic process.
AUGGCCCAUUUCCAUAACAACUGUAAAAUGAAUGAUGAAGUAGAGUUUGUACGAACUGGCUAUGGGAAGGAUAUGGUAAAAGUUCUCCAUAUUCAACGAGAUGGAAAUUAUCACAGCAUUAAAGAGGUGACAACUUCGGUGCAACUGACUCUGAGGUCCAAGAAAGAUUAUAUGCAUGGAGAUAACUCAGACAUCAUCCCUACAGACACCAUCAAGAACACAGUGCAUGUCUUGGCAAAGUUCAAGGGGAUAAAAUGCAUAGAAAACUUUGCUGUGAACAUUUGUGAGCAUUUUCUUUCUUCUUUUAACCAUGUCAUUCGAGCUCAUGUCUAUGUGGAAGAAGUCCCGUGGAGGCGUUUUGAGAAGAAUGGUGUCAAGCAUGUCCACGCAUUUAUUCACACGCCCACUGGAACCCACUUCUGCGAGGUUGAACAGAUGAGGAAUGGGCCUCCAGUCAUCCAUUCUGGAAUCAAAGACCUCAAGGUCUUGAAAACAACCCAGUCUGGAUUUGAAGGAUUCAUCAAGGACCAGUUCACCACCCUCCCUGAAGUGAAGGACCGGUGUUUUGCCACCCAAGUGUACUGCAAAUGGCGCUAUCACCAGAACAAAGAUGUGGACUUUGAGGCUACUUGGGACACGGUGCGGAACAUUGUUCUAGAGAAAUUUGCUGGUCCCUUUGACAAAGGUGAAUACUCUCCUUCUGUGCAGAAGACCCUCUAUGACAUACAGGUGCUCUCCCUGAGCCAGAUUCCUGAGAUCGAAGAUAUGGAAAUCAGCCUGCCAAACAUUCACUACUUUAACAUAGACAUGUCCAAAAUGGGACUGAUUAACAAGGAAGAGGUCUUGCUGCCUUUGGACAAUCCAUACGGCAAAAUUACUGGAACAGUCAAGAGGAAGAUGGCUUCAAGGCUGUGACAAUGUGGC